CGUAAUGAUUGUCAUAUGCAAUGUUAAAUACAAUCAUAUGUAGACAUUGUGGAAUUGCAACUUUCUUUGCAAUUGGCCUUACGAAACGGCGCAGUCAAGUGAAUAUCCAAGUGAAGUUAACUCAUCAAAUCGAACACGAGCAAGUUAUAGAAAUGGCCCUAAAUACAUCGUCAUGGCUGAAUCAAUGCUUUGUGGAGAAGAUCCUGCGAAAGUCGGAAAGCGACGAUUCGAUUCAGGUGAUCGAUGUAUUCUCGAAUCCGGGCUCGAAGAAGGGUGACAACUAUCUCUGCGAUAUGAUCAGAAUCACUGCUGAAUUUUCGCGUGAACAAAACGGUCGUAAAAUUAUGGAAAAGAAAUCAAUCAUCUUUAAAGUUUCGCCUACAUUUGGAAGUGUUCGAUACAAUAUUGUAAGUUGAUUUAAUUUAUA
Wasmannia auropunctata (little fire ant) is the source of this 427-nucleotide messenger RNA. RefSeq lists its product as uncharacterized. The record is from RefSeq and is a predicted model, not a curated record. NCBI's taxonomy places the organism in Eukaryota, Metazoa, Arthropoda, Insecta, Hymenoptera, Formicidae. The coding region runs from base 21 to 416 and encodes 131 amino acids. The transcript has 2 exons.